CCUCCAGCAGCUUCGAGGGCCACUCAGUGCGCGCUGGGGUGCGGAGGGCCUGCUCCGGGGCACUUCGGCGACCGCGGGCUGGCCUGGCGUUGCGCCCGCCGUGUGUAGCGCACUUGGUGUGCGAGGGCCGUGGCUCAGACUAAUUUUAGAAAAUGUCAAGUAGGAAGUUUGCUGAGGGUGAAGUGGUCAGAGGCCGAUGGCCUGGGAGCUCCCUUUAUUAUGAAGUAGAGAUUCUGAGCCACGACAACAAAUCCCAGCUCUACACUGUAAAAUACAAAGAUGGCACCGAACUGGAACUGAAGGAGAGUGAUAUCAUGCCUUUAAAAUCCUUUAAGCAAAGAAAAAGUGGCUCCAUUUCCAGCUCUCCCUCUCGACGCCGCGGCAGCCGCAGCAGCCGUAGCCGCUCAAGAUCACGUUCCCGAUCCCCGGGCAGGGCACCAAAAGGCUCCAGAAGAUCCGCCUCUGCUUCCCAUGAGGCUGACGUGAAGGAGAAGAAGGAGAAGGAGAUGAGGAGGGAAAUUCUGCAAGUUAAGCUGACUCCGCUUGUGUUGAAGUCGUUUGGAAACAGCAUCAGCGUGUACAAUGGGGAGCCCGAACACAUGGAGAAGAACGCUACACCUUAUAAAGACAAGCAGGAAAGGAUCAUUUUGUCAACAGAAGACAGAUAUAUAGCUACACAGUACAGCCUUCGUCCCAGGAGAGAAGAGGUCAAAGCCAAAGAAAUAGAGUCUGAGGAACAAAACCUUGUCACCAAAGCACCCGCACCUUUGGGAACCUUUCAAGUGGCCACUCCACAGAGGAAGAACUUGGAGUUUGGAGGAGUGCCUGGUGUGUUGCUCAUUAUGCUGGGCCUGCCUGCCUGCGUCCUCCUGCUGCUGCUGCAGUGCAGGCAGAAGGACCCGGAGCUGCUCCACUUCCCUCCGCCUCUGCCGGCUCUCCAUGAGCUGUGGGAACCCAGGAUGUGCGGCGUUUACCUCCUCUGGUUUUUCGUUCAAGCUCUCUUCCACCUUCUACCAGUUGGGAAGGUUGCAGAAGGAACACCUCUUGUUGAUGGAAGAAGACUCAAGUAUAGACUGAAUGGAUUGUAUGCCUUCAUUCUGACAUCUGCAGCCCUGGGAGCAGCUGUCUUCUGGGGUGUCGAGCUGUGCUACCUGUACACUCACUUCUUGCAGUUGGCACUGGCAGCUACUGGGUUCUCUGUGGUCCUGAGUGUUUACCUCUAUGCACGCUCUCUGCGAGCCCCGAGGGAGGAGCUGUCACCAGCCAGUUCCGGAAAUGCUGUCUACGACUUCUUCAUUGGCCGAGAGUUAAACCCGAGACUUGGUGCUUUCGAUCUCAAGUUCUUUUGUGAGUUGCGCCCUGGAUUGAUUGGAUGGGUGGUUAUUAACUUGGUGAUGCUCUUGAUGGAAAUGAAAAUUCAGGAGCGAGCUGCUCCGUCCUUGGCAAUGAUCUUGGUUAACAGUUUCCAGCUCUUAUAUGUGGUGGACGCUCUCUGGAAUGAGGAAGCACUUCUGACCUCCAUGGACAUCAUGCACGACGGCUUUGGCUUCAUGCUGGCCUUUGGGGAUUUAGUGUGGGUUCCAUUUACCUACAGCCUCCAGGCCUUUUACCUGGUCAGCCAUCCCCAUGACUUGUCCUGGCCAUUGGCUUCUGUCAUCAUUGCUCUGAAAUUGUGUGGAUAUGUAAUCUUCCGUUGUGCGAACUCUCAGAAAAAUGCCUUCCGGAAGAAUCCCACUGAUCCAAAGCUUGCACAUUUGAAGACCAUUCAUACUUCCACGGGGAAAAGUCUGCUUGUUUCCGGAUGGUGGGGCUUUGUUCGCCAUCCCAAUUACUUGGGUGACCUCAUCAUGGCUCUGGCGUGGUCCCUCCCAUGUGGCUUCAACCACCUCCUGCCCUACUUCUACAUCAUCUACUUCACCGCCUUGCUUAUCCAUCGAGAGGCCCGGGAUGAACACCAGUGCAGGAGGAAGUACGGCCUGGCCUGGGAGAAGUACUGCCAGCGAGUGCCCUACCGCAUAUUCCCCUACAUUUACUGACCUGUGCUGCUUGCCUGGCAGCUCAGACCUCUCCCAGAAACAAGGGAAAGUCCAAAUGAACUAAUGUGAUGCACUGACAGGAUCUCUAGGUUUGUUUUUGAGUCAGGACUAUAGAGCCAAAUAGUACAUCUUUUAAUGUAGUUAAAUUUAUUCUUAUGGCAGUUAAUAUAAGGGGAAUUACAAAGAUGGUAAAAUUUGCUUAUUAAUAGGAAAAUUUUAAUCCCUAAAAAUCUUAACUUUUAUUUUUUGUUGGGUUUUUUUCAAUUUUUUUUUUCUUUUUGCCAUUUGAUUUUUCUUAAUUGAAAACUCUUAUUAAAGUACAUCUACGUUUCAUUGUGCUUAGAACAAAAUUCUCUUUAAGCCAGUUUAUUAGUCUAUAAAUCAAGCAAAACCCAGCCCAAUAUUGGUGGUAUAUCUGAAGAAUAAGGGCAGGUUACUUGCAGGACCUGUUUAAAGGACCAUUCAUAGCAGUGACUUCACCUCAGCCUUCAAAAGUGCAUUUGGAAAUAUAAACACAUAGACGACUUUUAUGUAAUAUAUGGUGACUUUUGAUUUUNCUGUACAGUUUUUGAAUGUGAGAUAAUUGUCAGAAACUAAGUAGUUUUUUAACAGAAUAUUUUCAGUGUUUUAAAUUAAGUUUUGUAAAGUAAUUACAAUUCAUUUAAAAUUAAAACAUAGGAAAGUUAUUUUUCUUUAUCCAAAGUUUGUGAAUUUGGCUUUGCUACCUCAAUUUGCAGGUGUGUGUUUGCCUUUAUAAAAUGUUGCAAAUAGAAAAAAAAAUAUUUUUUGAGUAACGGCGCUAUUUAAACAUUUUUAUACACAUUGGUGUUGGAAAAAUUGCCAUUUUAGGCUACUAUUUUUAUAUAUUUUUUGACUUAAAAUUCAACAGUGUUUUUGCUACUGUUUAGCUAAUACAGUUUAUAUUAAUUUGUAUCCUUUAUGUUUUUAGAACUCUCUAGAAAGGAGUUCUACCUGAUACAACUUUAAGUUUUCUCUCUCAGUUUAAUAGAUGUGUAUAAGCUGUUUGUAGCCUUCAGUGCUAGUGAGGUUGGAUAGUUUUCCAGUCACUGUCCCGGAGCAGGACAAGUGGCAAGUUCACUAGACUUUUUGUAUUCAAAGCUACAUUGUCCCCAGAGUAAACAUAAGGAUGCAGUACAUAUAGUGUGUACAUUUGGGUUUCUAUUACACAUAUCACAUGUGAGCUAGAUGCAAAUGUUCAGAUCCUCCUGCUCUGUAGCUUAGUGUUAAGUGGCUGUGCCCGUCUGAUCUUGCCGUGCUACUCUCUGCACUCUGUCAUCCUUUCCUGUUUCACUAGUCCUAAGGUGUUCAGCAGGUGGUUUUCUAUCAUGCUUUCUACUGGAAUCAACAUGGUGUGUUUUAAUAAGCUUACAAGGAAACAACUUUGGGUUCUUUGCCUGGUUCUGAAAGGGCGGGCAGUGUCACAGUAUCUGGAUAUUAGGUGCAAGUUGUUUUUAAUUUGAUGUUUGGCAAGCUUUGUAAUAAAAUUUUGGUUGGAAACAAAAAGUUGAAAAUAAAGAGUUGCUGUUA
Molecule: messenger RNA, 3584 nt
Organism: Mus caroli (Ryukyu mouse)
Lineage: Eukaryota; Metazoa; Chordata; Mammalia; Rodentia; Muridae
Source: RefSeq, a predicted model, not a curated record